Canis lupus familiaris (dog) is the source of this 3058-nucleotide messenger RNA. It is a transcript of the gene SLC37A3, whose product is annotated as solute carrier family 37 member 3. Gene Ontology annotation, biological process: transmembrane transport. The record is from RefSeq and is a predicted model, not a curated record. Gene Ontology annotation, molecular function: transmembrane transporter activity. The transcript is spliced from 16 exons. NCBI's taxonomy places the organism in Eukaryota, Metazoa, Chordata, Mammalia, Carnivora, Canidae. Bases 454 to 1734 code for a protein of 426 amino acids. Gene Ontology annotation, cellular component: endoplasmic reticulum membrane.
GCGCCGGCGAGGGGCUGCGGGCAGCGGAGCCGAGCGGGCCGGACGAAAGAAGAAAUGAUGUAAAUAAUUCACUGUCCAAACUUUAAGGUCGGAGCUGAGAAGGAAGGUCAGGAAGACUAUGGCCUGGCCAAAUAUUUUUCAAAGAGGAACUCUGUUCUCCCGGUUCAGUCAUCAUCAUGUUGUUGUGUUCCUGCUUACCUUCUUCAGUUAUUCGUUGCUCCAUGCAUCAAGAAAAACUUUUAGCAAUGUCAAAGUCAGUAUCUCUAAGCAGUGGACCCCAAGUGCUUUUAACAAGUCAAUUAACCUGCCUGUAGAGAUCUGGAGCAGCAACCAUUUGUUUCCCAGCGCAGAGGAAGCCACACUUUUCCUUGGGACACUGGAUACUAUUUUCCUCUUCUCUUAUGCUGUGGGCCUUUUCAUCAGUGGAAUUGUUGGAGAUCGGCUUAAUUUACGAUGGGUUCUAUCUUUUGGCAUGUGCUCUUCUGCACUAGUGGAGUCAGUGGCAUGGUGGUGGAGGUCACAGGUUUCUUAGACCUGGACUCCCUGCGUGUCAGUUCCUCACUUGCCAUUUCCUGGGAUGAUUGCUGUGUGCUUCAUCCUCCUUGUUUGAAUGCCUCCCCCCAGGUGUUUGUCUUUGGCACUGUCACAGAAUGGCUGCAUUUCUACAACAAGGGACUCUACUGCUGCCUGUGGAUUGUAAAUGGCCUGCUCCAGUCUACUGGUUGGCCCUGUGUGGUUGCUGUUAUGGGCAACUGGUUUGGAAAAGCUGGACGAGGAGUUGUAUUUGGUCUCUGGAGUGCCUGUGCUUCAGUGGGCAAUAUUUUGGGAGCAUGCCUAGCUUCUUCUGUUCUGCAAUACGGUUAUGAGUAUGCCUUUCUGGUGACAGCGGCUGUGCAGUUUGCUGGUGGGAUCAUCAUCUUCUUUGGGCUCCUGGUGUCACCAGAAGAAAUCGGUCUCCCAGGCAUUGAGGCAGAAGAAAAUUUUGAAGAGGACUCACACAGGCCAUUGAUUAAUGAUGCUGAAAAUGAAGAUGAAUAUGAGCCUAAUUAUUCCAUCCAGGAAGGCAGUACUAUUACCCAAGUCAAGGCAAUAAGCUUUUAUCAGGCCUGUUGUCUUCCUGGAGUUAUACCGUACUCACUGGCCUAUGCCUGCUUGAAGUUAGUAAAUUACUCCUUCUUCUUCUGGUUACCCUUUUAUCUGAGUAACAACUUUGGAUGGAAGGAGGCUGAAGCUGACAAGCUGUCCAUUUGGUACGAUGUUGGAGGAAUUAUAGGUGGGACUUUGCAAGGUUUCAUCUCUGACGUAUUACAGAAGAGAGCACCCGUUUUAGCCCUCAGUCUACUUCUGGCCAUUGGGUCCCUCGUUGGAUAUAGCCGUUCUCCAAACGAUAAAUCCAUUAAUGCACUUCUGAUGGCAGUUACAGGGUUUUUUAUCGGUGGACCUUCUAAUAUGAUUAGUUCUGCUAUUUCUGCGGACCUGGGUCGCCAAGAGCUAAUCCAAGGGAGCAGUGAGGCUUUGGCAACUGUCACAGGAAUUGUUGAUGGAACUGGAAGCAUUGGAGCUGCGGUGGGCCAGUACUUAGUGUCUUUGAUCCAGGACAAUCUGGGAUGGAUAUGGGUGUUCUACUUUUUCAUUCUCAUGACAAGUUGUACAAUUUUGUUUAUCUCGCCAUUAAUAGUGAGGGAAACCUGCUAUCUUAUGCAAAGACGACAAGCUCAUGUAUUGAGUGAGUGAGUGUUGCCCACAGAAGUAAAGAACAAUGGGAGACACAUCAGGACCAUUAUUUUUUUAAAUUCACCCUAUUUGGGGGUUGUCUUAAGAGCUCCAACAAAACCUCAGAUUGUCAAGUCUCUUUCAACAGUGUCAGCCACUUGAGAUAUUGACCAGUGGUGAAGGCCAGGCUGUUUCUCUGCACUACAUGAGUUAUUGUGGACGAUUUUCACUGUUUCAUAAAUGUACUGAUUGGCCCAUGAAUCUGCCAGCCUCUUUAUUUGGCCUGUUGAAAUUUAUCCUUUUAACCUGAAAUACUGUCUUGGACUUGGACCUUAAUUCUCCAGCCUGGAAAGUUGAGUGGCCACGAGACAGUUGCACAUGGUUUGCAUCAAUGACGGGCUCCACGAAUAGGAAGGAAGCAUUGGAUUUUGCUUUGAUAAUGAGUUUGCAAAGAACAGUCGCUCAUCUUUGAAGCAUCAAAUCCUGGUAGUGUGCUCAAGCUGGAUCAAGUGUAAGCCUGCCUUGGACAAAGACUCUCUUUGUUAACUGUGGUGGGAAAAUCACACUACAUGGUGACUGGCUCAGUCACUCUAUCUGAUCUAAAGUUAUUCGCCUCCAGAAGCAGAAAUACCUUCAAAUUAUUGUCACCUCAUUCUCUUCUGUCUUCAUUCAAAACUCAACUCCUGGAAGUACGCAGUCUUCGUUUCAAGAGCCAUAAGGUACAUCAGCAGUUAUCAUGAACAUUCCAAGGUGUAGCUCACGACUGAAGUACUCAACUCCAGAUUUGCUCUUUGGGGACAUUAGGAUCCACUAGGACGCUAAUCUGCUUAGCCCUGUUUUCAGAGAGUUGAUCUUUCUCACAACCAGGUUCCUUGAGUUACCUCAGCAGAAGACUAGAAUUAGAGACAGAGGACAGACCUCUUGUCCUAGUAUAAGGCAUUAAGUAUAUGACCUUGAAUCACAGGAAUGGGUUAAUAGGGCCUGGGGACUAGGUAUCUAUCCGUUAGCAGUUUGUAGCACGUAUGUCUUCAAGGCUGUGAAUUCUGUACUAAUUAUCAAUAUUUUUAGGUCAUUCUGUAUAUGUAUUUUAAAUUAUGGACAUGAACUUGGGGGAAAAUGUGCAAUUUGGAGGGCUGCUUGAUUUGUGUUGGGUUAGGGAAUAUUUUUCUUUUUUUUUGGGAAUAUUUUUCAACUUCUUGCUUUAUACUCUAAAAUGUGGUGUGUUUAUGAACUUGUUCAUGUUAUUUAAUCAAGGAGAUUUCCAAUCGUUAAUUCCUCAUUACUGACAAAAAAGGGAAAAUAUGAAACACAGGAAGGGAAAAUAAACUGACUUUUAUAGUAAAUA